This is a messenger RNA of Anastrepha obliqua, 594 nucleotides long. RefSeq names its product cuticle protein LPCP-23-like. Bases 64 to 465 code for a protein of 133 amino acids. NCBI's taxonomy places the organism in Eukaryota, Metazoa, Arthropoda, Insecta, Diptera, Tephritidae. The transcript has 2 exons. The record is from RefSeq and is a predicted model, not a curated record.
CAACGCUCAUAAGUCAAAAAUCGUUCUUUCGUACGAAAUCUAAAAAUAACAAAAAUUAACAAAAUGUACAAAUUGUUUGUCCUUGCUGCUCUUUUCGCCGUCGCCGUCGCUGCUCCCAGCCACUUGGUUGAAAGCCCUCUUGUCUACUCCGCCCCAUCAGCUGUGGCCUACCAAGAACCAGUCUUGGCUAAAGUGGGUUCAGUGGUGAAGAGCAUCCCCACUGCCGUCUCUCACCAAAGCCAAUCGAUUGUGCACAGCUCAGCUCAUGUCGUAGAGGAUGUCUUGGCACCCGUUGUUAAGACCAGCUAUGUGCCAGCUCCAGUGGUGAAGACCAUUCACUCUGCUCCAUUGGUGCAUACCAGCUAUGUUGCCGCUGCUCCCGUCAUCAAGUCGUAUGCUGCUGCCCCAGUCGUGCACAGCUAUGCUGCUCCAUUGUCUUAUGAUGGUCACUACUCAUCCUGGUAAACGAUUCGCAUAGAGAACGGAAAUGGACAAAAGAUUUUGUACUUGGAAUGUGAUAUAACGAAUAGUUUAAUUUUCUAUAGAAAGGACGUUGUUGACUUUUCAAUAAACUAGUUUAUUUAAAAAUUUUAA